Molecule: messenger RNA, 309 nt
Organism: Entrophospora sp. SA101
Lineage: Eukaryota; Fungi; Glomeromycota; Glomeromycetes; Entrophosporales; Entrophosporaceae
Source: the annotation of a GenBank genome assembly
AUGCCACGCAUUGGUGAAAAUAGUGUUAACAGUACUAUAGAUUCGAUUGCUUCCAGAACCAGAACAGAAUUAAAGUCUCGAAAAUCAAAAGCUCAUAUUGGUACUGUUAGAUCUUCAAAACUUAUACUACAGCAACUAUCACCACUACUACUCCAUCCACUUCGAAUAGAAGAAAAUCACAAUCCCAGGGUGAUAAUAGAUGUUGAUACUGUUGAAUCUUCAAAACUUGUUGCUACAACUACCACCACCACUACUCCAUCCACUCCAGAUGAAAGAAAAUCAAAAUCCCAUGUAACAAAUGGAUGUUGA